Messenger RNA from Menidia menidia (Atlantic silverside), 7118 nucleotides. Lineage: Eukaryota; Metazoa; Chordata; Actinopteri; Atheriniformes; Atherinopsidae. The record is from the annotation of a GenBank genome assembly.
AUGAAACUCGCCUCGGUGGCCUUUUAUGUUCUUGCUCUGGGGGUUCUGAUGAUCGGUCUCCGAGAGUUGCUCACUGGCUUCGAGGAGAACAGAUGUAGUAUGACCUACAUGUUUGAAUAUCCAGAGUACAGACGUGUGGUGAUGCCUCGUCGCAUCGCCAGAUUGUACCCGGCAUACGGGCUCUACCUGUAUGGAGAGGGUCUAUAUGCUCAAGAGACCCGUGCACUCAAACUCACUGGUGCACCGGUUCUUUUCCUGCCAGGUAAUGCCGGAAGUUACAAGCAAGCUCGUUCCCUGGGCUCAGUUGCUUUGAGGAAAGCUGAAAACAUGGAGGGAGGAGUGCACCUCAACGUGUUCACUGUGGACUUCAACGAGGAACUGGUGGCUCUUUAUGGUGGAAGCUUACGCAGACAAACAAAUUUCCUUCACGAGAGCAUAAAGGCCAUCCUGCGGCUCUACAAGCACCUUAAGAACCCUCCUCAGAGCGUUGUGCUUGUUGGUCACUCCAUGGGGGGAGUAGUGGCCCGAGCACUGUUCACACUGCCCCGCUUCAACACUCAUCUGGUCAGUCUCAUCAUCACCCAAGCCUCACCUCACCAGGCUCCAGUUCUGGUGCUUGACCCCUACUUGCUUGGUAAAGAGAUCCUAAUAAACUGUCUCUGGUGUGUGCAUGUUGUAGAUCUGUCGAUGGGAACUGAGCUUCUGCCACCAUAUAAGGUUCUCAUUCUGAGUCUAAGUGAUUUGUCUACUAUUAGUCAUCUGGUUGUUUCGGCCUCCAACAUCAACGGCAAACAGUUUACAGUGGAGUGCGAGUGGCAGAGACAAGAAUCGCUGACUCAGUCAGUUGCGGUGCCACAUGUCUUGUCCUUUGGUUUCACCAGCAGCGAUGUUACCGUGAAUUCUUCUGGGCUUCUUCACACUAUCCAGCUACAGCAUUUUCACCAGGUCUAUCAAGCAUUCAGAAUCAAUAUUGUCAGCCAGUGUAAAGUACAUAAAGAUAGAUUGCCUAGUGUUUACAGGAUGAUGGUGGCGUGGUUUAGAGAAGACUCUUUAACCACAGCUAGUGUACCAUCAGUGACCGAAAUCUCAGGAAUGUUGCAUACAAGUGGUCCAGACAACAGAUCUGAUGUCCUCUUACAGCUCCACACUGCCCCCAACUGUCAGUAUAAGGUAUCAAUAAGAACUUCACUACCCAAGGUGCUUGGACAGGUCCUAAGGUUCUGUGGUCCCACGGUGCCGGUGUACACAGCAGUAACUCUCCUCCUAGCCUGUGGGCAACAGCUGUCCGCCAUUCUGAAGACAGGGAAAUCUGUAGACAUGACCCAGGCUGUUGGCAUGGGGCUGCAGCCUCAUAAACUUAACCUGGCUAUUUAUGUUGUGCACAUAUUACUCAGCUGUAAAUGGUUUCAAGAGGUCUGGUCCUUGCUUUGCUUUCCACCCAUGGAUACACUUUCCCCAACCUUCCCGGAUGGGACAUCUCAAGAAAAGGCGGGUUCAUCUGAAGAAUGGCCCCAUCUUUUGUCCCCUCUGCUUUACAUUUUUGGGGCAGCUUUGGCAUACUGGGGCAGCAUGCUGCUCCGGUUCCUUAUAAGAUUAAUUUCAUUGAUAUUUGCUCCACUGCACAGACCAUCUGUGUCUCGAGACUGUGGCACUCUGAGGCUGAGGACUCAGCUUUUCAUCUGUCUCAGUUUGACUGUAUUGGGUGGGACUUCAUGUGGAGCUUUAGCAAUCUUUGCCUCAUCUCUAUUCCAUUUGUAUAGGGUGCUCAGGUUGCAAAUGACAGAAAGAUCUUUAAGUCACAUGCUGAAUCUGGUGCCACAGAAGCACCAACAGUCUGAAAAUGGCACAGUCAAUGUUGAAUCCUUUAUGAAGUCUCAAGGAUGUCGUGACACCCCUCUGCUGUCUGAAAACACACUGCAGGAUGUGAAGGACGACUUGCAACUACAUCUCAGCCUUUCAGCCCUCUUCAUGCUACCUGUUAUGCUCAGCAUGCCAUCACUUGUCUACUGGAUUCAUAACUUGAGAUAUUCCACACAGUUGGAUCCCGAUCAUUGCUGGCCACACACUGUGCUUUUAGUUGUUUUCUACAUACUGCUCACUAACUGCAACACCUUAAAGCUCAGCAAAAGUAAACUACUGUUUCUCACCUCCUGUCUUCUCCUGCCUUUGGCCAUCACCAUGGUAAUCUUCUCUUCACUUCACCUCUACAGAGUCACCUACUUCCUGUCAGCAGCACUUGUCCCUUUGGCCCUGUGCUGUCUCCUCUGACGGUAUUUUGGUAGCGUUCAGUCUCUAUCUUCACAAUAGCAAGCCUCUCUUUAAUAUCCAGCAUGCCUCAGUGAGGCUUGCUGAGGUCUUGUCCAGAGAGGACUUGCAGUAUCCAGCAGUCAUGGAGCAGAGCCUAGGACAUAGCAUGGGAAAUUGCCCACUCGCUGCUGGCACUAAAAGCUCCAUGGCAAUUACUCUCUAUUUUUUUAAUGCAAGGAUGCAAUGGCCUUGGAACAUUUGGUGCAAAUAUAUAGGAUGUCGUGAAACCAUGUUUGCCUUACACUGUAUAUCCAUAGCUCUGCCUUCAGGGAGCAAGAACUAUUGAUAUUAAAGAUUCUCCAAUAGGUUUUAUUAUUAUUUAUCUCGUCACUACACUCUAAUCUCCUGUACUGCCUAUUGCCUAGCAAUCUUCGAACUGAUGACUGUCAAUAUGCCACCAUAAAACCGCUGGUAGUAAUGCAAAUUCAAAUUGUACAAAGAAAUCUAAAGUAUUUACGCUUACAUUCUGUGGUAUACUUUUUUUUGUUUUUCAGCUAAACAUAAUUUUGAGUCUCACACAUUUGUUCACUGACUGUAGGAAGUACUGAUCUAAAGAUUGGGGUUAAAAGAAGCAUAAUUCAAAUAUUGGUGACCAAGAUCUCCAGAAUUGUAAACAUCUUCUGUAAAAGCAAAGGAGCUGUGAUGUUUUUCAGAACAUCGAGUGAGCUCAGCAUGUGAUUCACUGGUACUCCAACACUGUGGAUGCACAGUCAUGCCACACCUUUGAACAGAAAAUUAUCUGCUGCUAUUAUGUUUCAAUAUUUUCUCUUUGCUCUACUGUGAAUGACCUCUAUCAAUAAGAUUCCAAUCUCCAUAAAUAUAUUUUAAUUUGAGUAACACCAGGUAGUUCUGUGGUGCUUUUUGAUACCCUCACAGUUGACAGUUGUAACAUUGCUGUGACCCCUUCAGCUGUUUAGUCAAUGCACAUGAAUUUGUGGUCAGGUUAGAAAGACCACAAAGUCACCAUCUAAAACCUACAAACACGUCAAGCAACUGGAAAAACGAAACAAUGUUGUGUAGGAUUUAAACAUUAUAAAUGAUGUUACCUCUGCCCCUGGGUGCUCUUGGAAUAUUUUGGGCACAGGAACGAAGAAAACAAAGGUCAAUUUGCUUUAAAAGAUGUCAAAAGCAAAUCAUUUAAGGUUCAGAAGCUUCACUGAUGUUGCAUUUAGACGUUCCCGAUGUGCUACAGCACCACACUGUGCCUUACUCAAAAUUUUCUAUUAAUACUGGUGCAACAAACAUGUAGUUUAAUGCUAAUAAGGAUGCGAUGAGUGAAUGGUCACUUUAGAUUUAGAAACUACCACGUCAAAUGCCUGCUGCUCAUAAUGUGCCAUUUUUACUGAGGCACAGAGGUAAUAAAAUGAUAAAUGCAGUUGCACCCAAAAGGGACAGAGAUUAAUUUAAUUGGCUAGAUGGAAACCUUUAGGGUUUCUCUCUUUCUUUUUUUUCUCUCUUUCUUUUCAUCACAAAACUGCUAACAGUUUGACUUUGUAACAUGUUCUUUGUGGAUGUAUUUUGGUAGAAUGUUGCAAAUGUGGCGCGUUGCUGGCUUAUCGUUUUCGCUGCCAUCGGCUUUUUGUUCUUGCAACAGUUAAACAAACAGUAUGCUUUGAGCUUCAAACAUGGCUUUUCAGAAGUUCAAGUGUCAUUUAAUUUUUGCUACAGCAGUACUGUGGCUAGUGAUUAUGUAAUUGUGUAUCAAGGUUGUAUCUUUGCUGUAUUUGAAUUCCCUUUUUAAUUGAAAUUUCCAAUCUUUUAAUCUAAUUUUGAUGAAUCUUUUGAUCUGUGCGUACAAGUGCAGCACAGAAAAUGUUGCAGUUAUUACAUGCUGUGACUGCUGAAUGUAUUUUAAGGGGGAAAAAAGACCAAAAUCAGGAGUGCGUUAUCCGUCUUGCUAGUUUCUGACUUCCUUCUCAUGUCUGGUACUUUGCCAAAUCCUGCUGCUUUAUACAGAAGUUGAAAAUAUUAUACUGCACACAUUUUACUUAAAAGGGAUUUAAUCGCGCUUUUCCACUAGUGCCUACUCGGCACAGAAUGGCUCUACAUGGUAUUUUUGUAUUUCCACUAAGGCUGGCACCAAUAGACAGUUGCAGUUUUAGCACUUUCUCAGUCAGGGUUCCAUCUGGGCUGAGUAGGGCUGAUAGCAGACUGCGAGGCGCUGGGCAGGGAGUCAAAAAAAAAAAAAACGUGGCAAAAACAAACAUCUGAUUUAAUCAAUGCUGUGAUCAUAAACUUUGUAAAUGCCUAAUCCACAAACUAACAGAGAAGCUUAUAUGGGAAAUAGUUGCUACAAUGUCAUUCAAUUUUGCUUUUGUCGCACAUAAAUGACGUCCCUUGCCGGUUGACCCGUCUUUCUUUUCAGCCAUAAUUUGGUACAAAUGGAAAAGUUAGAUAUCAUGGAUUGAUUAGGUAAGUUUUCCAGUGCAUGUCCCAGAAUUUGUGCAUGUCCCAGAAUUUGUGAAGGAAGUAUUCUGCCAUUUUCAUGAGUUACACAGGAAGUGCUCAAUUCAGGUCCUUUUUUAAUAUAUUACAGAACAUAACAACUCAUCUUCCACACAAAGACCAAUUGAGCAUACAUAUAGGCUUCCUGUUCUACACUAAACCCCACCAGAGAUGUGACCGUGAGGUUACCAAACUAAACACUCUCCUUUCCAUGACAAUGCCUAGACAUGCUGUCCAUGGAAAUCACUGACUGGAUUGAUGACAUUGGUCAACCUGGCAGAGACCAAUAUGCACUGUAAAUAAGUUUGACAUAGAGCCAAGAAUGUUGUGACAGCUCUUAGUUUGGUUUCAGACGGAUGAUAUGGCUUGCAAAAGCCAUACUGUCAAGGGGGACACGGCAAUAUUUUUCCAGGUCUACAAAACGUAUGUAGACAUUAUGGUCAGACUCCCAUGAUGCCCUAAGCAACUCUCCAAGGGUCAAUAUUUUGUCUACUGUUCCACCUCCUGGGCAAAACAGCAACACGUUUCCUUUUGAAUCUGAGGUUUAACAAGUCAGAGCAUUCACUCCAGUACCCUGGAUUGUACUCAACCAACGUGGCCGAGUAUAUUCCCUCUAGUUGGACUACACUGUCUGGUCCCCUGUCUCGAAUAUGGGAGAACUACCGCCUUGGUUUGCCACCACACUGUUAUUGUCCCAGGCCACUAUAGUACAUUGAACAGGCUCAGUAAAGACAGCUCCAUGUCCAGAACCUCUAAUAUCUCAGGGUGAAUCUCAUACAUCCAACCACCUUUCAUCGUUGCCAAUAUGGGCAUUGAUAUCCCUGGAUGAGAAAUUAAAUCUGCAGCUUGUAUCCCAUUAAGGACAUGACCCAAAGACUCCAAAAAGGCCAGAUAGAGCUAAUCAAAAAUGCUAUCUACAUGGCAGCUUCCUGUAACUAGUACAGUGUUUACCGUACUUGUAACAAUAGUGGGACAUACCUGUGCAUGUAAAUGCUGCCAUUGUUAGUUUUAGUCUUAUUAAAGGAUAGUUUGACAAUAUGAACUAUUGGGAGAUACUUUGCUACAACUGCCUCCUUUGUCAUUACUGUCGUGUAAAAGAAUGGGUUUGUGCAUUGCAGUUUAUGUUGUAUAAUUGAGUAGUAUACAGGCAUUGAAUCAUGUUGCCUUUUUUUACCAGUUAUGCUCAGAAUCACAAUUAUCUCACCGAUUGAAUAUAGUUGGGGAAUGUUUGUUGGCAGCUGUGCCUUUCUGCUUUUUCAUCAGCAGCCUAUUUAUUUCAGACUUGCCUAUCAGUUAAAGAACACUUCAUUGCGCAACAGUAGCAAGCUGGCAAAAUGUCUAAUGCCUACAAAGCCUAGAACUACAUAUAGCUGGCUCUCUGUGACUGUAUUCAUUCACAAAAUCUCUCUAUGCUGUUUUUUGGUUUAUAAAUACUGAUUUCAUUAUAACUAAAUAUUGACAAUAACUAUUAUCAUGGACCAGUCACGAUUGCCCUGCGGAUUUCUAAUGAAAUAUGAGCAUGGGGUGCAGACAAUGCUGUUUUUCUCAAUGUGACUGUAUUUGCACUGAAUGUCUUCACAUGUUGAAAUUGAUUUGUUUACGCUGUAAUGGAUCAGCUUUUUUGUGCACUUGUGUAUUUGAUGCAGUUUUAGUCUUUUAAAAUACACAUUGUCUGUGUGAUAGACUAUCUUACAGUCUGGAUUAUUCUAAACUGGUGAGAUCAGCUACUUCAUAGAAGGAACCAGUAGGGAUGAGAAUGGGUUUAAAUAAAUAUCCUUGUGACUUGUGUUGGUGUUCACUGUGAAAAAUCCAAAAAAGUCUACAGUGGUGAAAAAACUGUUUUAAUCUUCAAAUUUGCUAUUUUAGAACUUUUUGUUUUUCGAAUGAAAGGUUUUGUGGUGCAGAAUUAUAUAAUUGUAAUGUCGGUCCGCAACAAUGGCGAGCAAAGAAGCAGUUCAGUUUAAUACAUUUUCUAAAAUUUGUUAAAAAUGGUAAAAUUGUGGUUUCCUUUGUGUUUUUAUUUUAUUCUUCUUACAUUUAAAUAUAUAUUACGGGUGUUUACACAAUAGCAUUAGAUUAAUUAUUCAAAAUCAUCCCAAUUGAGAUGCCUCUGUGUAUAAAACAUUAACGGCAGUGAGCCAUGAAUGGAUGAAAGUGGCAGUUGUUUUAACUUUUAUUAACAAAUACAAUUGUCUUACCCCUUCAGCUUAUUUCAUAUUCUAUGUCUUUUUUUUACCAAACGAUGUCCAGAGUAUCUGUCAAAAGUGUAUAUUUCACUCUAAUCAAUAUUUGACAUGAAGAGUAAAAUGUGUGAUUUUGAGAGUAAUUUGAAUGUGUUAUUAAACUGACAUUUUCAGUAAAAUGCC